UAGCUAUCACUUUGUAAAAAGCAGUUAUAAUUAAAGUCAACAUUAAAGUUUGCUUUAUGACUCGAAGUUUGUACUUCGACUUUUGCAACCAUUGUUUGCACAAGAGCUUUUCUCUUCAAAUUUAAUUUAACUUCAUUCAAUGUAAUUAUUGUCCUAUCUAUUUUGGUUAUCGUUUAGAAAUGAUCAGUAUUUUAGAAGAAACUUCCUACAAAAUAUUGCUUCUAGUAAUGCUACGAUUCAAAUUUUUACCAUAAUAUCUGAGAUAGUGCCGUAGUUAAAAACUGCAGCGCCUAGGCUAAUGAAAUAAGUGAGUAAAUAGUCAAUUAUUCGGUAAACUUUCAUCUGAUAACAAUGUUACUUUGCAAGACUACGGUAAAUUACCCUUCGAAAUCUGUAAACGUGCAUAUUCAAUUGUGAUACGAUUACCGUUUGAGAACGAAAUUUCUUAUCGACCAUCAAUCAUGUUCUGUUUCAAGAAAAUGCCUUUAGAUGGCGCUAGCAAGCAGAAAUAAGAACGCUGUCAAUGAUCGAGGCUAGCGAUACGACAUCUCGCGAUUUUCUGCCGCUAUAACGUAACAGUGUUUGUUUCCACGAGUCGCGUAGGCUCGUUGAUGAUUGACGUUCGCUUCGUGGCCACGUUUCUCGUAGCUGUACGGAAACAGUUCAAAGUUUUACGGUGUGAUCGGUGUGUAAUGUCGUGUUCCUUCAGAUCCUAGUUGUAACAAAUCGUGAACAACUGUUCCCUAACUAUGAGUGCAUACUUGAAAUUUACCUUGUGCAAGAGUACUUUGACCGCUGAAUUAGUAUUCGCAGCUAUGUUCAACCUUUACAUGCGAUAAGCCCGCGUGACAUGAAUUAACAGUGAAAUCGAGUCUUCUCUGUCUCCGAUUUGUACGUGAUUCGUUUCCAUUUAGAAGCCCAUGAGUGCUAUAAUUACGAGACAAGCGUGCAUGAUAAACAUUAAAAACCCUUUGAAGACUCGCACGAGGGGGAAACGCUGUUACCAUUCCAAAUUCACGUUUCAAAGGAAUUCCUCGAAGCGAUGAGAUAAGCCCUGGACCGACAGGAUGGCCCGCCACGAAAGCGAGAGGUCCUUGCAUUCCCUGCAAUCGAUGCAUCCAGGCUCCUCGCCUCGUGUAAACAACGGAAACGAGGCUUCCCCGACGAAGUUGGCACCGUCGCCGUCAGCAACAUGUACCGACGACAGUACGAUCAAGGUCAAUGCCGACAGCAGCGUGGAUAGCACGAGCAGAUCUGCAACGGUUACCGUUCCAUCACCCACGGUCCCUUCGAUAUCCUCUCCAUGGGAUUCCCGUAUACCACGGCCCUCGCCUACAGGUCUGCGUCGCUCGGCUAGCGUACGCGUGCGCGGUGAACGGGCUUCCCCACAUCAACCACCACCAGCAGUUAGUACCGCGGUCACCGCGGCUCUGGCGAGACAGCAUCAGCAGCAUCGUCGCUUCAACUUUCUGCAACACCAGCAACACCAUCACCUGGACCGUCGCAUAUUCCCCGUCAUCACGGAGAAUGGAACUGAAUCACCGCGACAACGAUCCCUCAGCCUUUCAUUGACCCCGGUGAGGCCGCGAUCUGUACACGCGGCCUCCGCAGGAUCAUGUUUUGGAAUUGCCGAUGACAGCGAUGCGGAAAGCGUAAAAAGUUACGGAAGUGCCUGCAGUACCGCAAGCGCCUGCGAGCAUGCUACCUUCGCCUUCAACGGUACCACAUGGUCCGGUAGAUCAAGGAAAUACGUUGUUCACUGUUCCAAUCAUAACGGUGACAAUGAUCAGUACCUUACGCCUACCCAAAGAGCAGCUAGACAAGUUAGAAAGUUCCAGGCUCUACUGAAGGAAGCGCGUAAGGAGAUCGAGGAGAAGGAUCAGGAGAUUUGUCGGUUAACGAAGGAGGUGGUGGAAUUAAGAUUAUACAAAGCAUCUCUGAAUAGUCCAGAUGAGAGGACAGAUAGCAGCGAUGCUCUCACCGUACGAGAAAAUAAUCCUUUCUCACCUGAAUCCCCGACGAAGGAUCUACCAGACGAAGGCACGAUUCAGAAAGUCGCGAGUCCAGGUACUCCAGAGAAACGCGUUCCCUCCGAUUUUCCUUCCUCUUUGGCGGACUCUGGUCAUUUUGAAGACGGAUCCAUUCACUCGAAAGACUCGGUGUACCUACCAGAGAUACAGCCAGAGACCAUUAAUGUUGCCACAACGUCUAAUAAGGUUACCGAAGACAGUACUUCCGAAGCGUACGCCACGUCCACUGAAGAAACCCUGGAGAAAGAUGAAGAGAGACGCAAAUUAGUGAAUCAUUAUGAAAGCAGGAUUGAGGAAAUGCACCGCAGACACGUCGACGAACUUCAGGAACUCAAGCAAAAACACAAUGACAAGGUGGAGAGCUUACUCAAUCAGUUGGCUGAAGUAAAUACACGUUAUUGUGAAGUGAGACCAAGCGUUGAUGCCGCGGAAACUCGAGCUCAUGAAUUAGAAGCGGAAUUAGAAGCUGUUAAAGCUGAACUCGCUGAGCAAAAGACUUUGUUGAAUGAGCAAGAGGAGAGAAAUAAACAAAUAUACCUGAAAAUGUAUGCCAAAGGCCAAGAAGCUGCACGCAUAGAACAAGCUGAUAAAAUACUUGAACAAGCGCAUCAAACGCCGCCGAAGGUUACUAUUGCAGAGCUACUUCAACAACUAACAGUUACACAAGCAGAAUUAGAAAAUAUCAAGGACACAAGCUACUCGCCUGAACCUCACAUUUCAGCCGAUCGUAGCCAAAGUUUAUUAAGUGCUCAAGAGGCUGUUUCUCUCUGGGUCCUUGGCACACGUAAGGCAAUGUAUCGUCGUAUUAUAGAAGCAAGAAGUAAUCAGGGUGCCCUUGAUCCAGAGAUCACUUUGCAGUUCCUAAAAUCGGCAAUCUACUAUUUCCUAACUGACAAAGAAAAUCAUCAUGGUCAUCUAAACGCUAUCGAAAGCAUUCUGGGGUUCACAGAGGCUGAAAAGCACAAUAUCGAUAAAAUACAUCGAUCAGCAAGAAAGUAAUACAUUGUACAGCCUUUUAAAUAAUAAAUUUCAUUGCAGGUAGACAUAUGGGUUGAAAGUCAGUGCAAAAAUAUCUGAUCAGGUACGAACUGUAAAUUAUUUGUUUCUAUUAACAAACAUAACAGUGUAUAAUAUUGCUACAUAUUCACUUUUAUAAUUGAAAUUUUAAAGUCUUAAUGUAGAAUGCUUUUAAUGAGCUUGUAUAUUGUAUUUAUAUGUUUUGAUAAUUUAACUUUCAGUUAAUAUAUUUUUUUCAAAAAUUUUUCUUUUCAUAAUUUCAUAAUCUCUCUUAUAAUUCCUAAACUAAAAAAAGUAAUAUAAAUAUGAAAAUAUAAUGCUGAAUGUAAUUUAAUCCUUUGCAUUGAAAUUUUCAGAUUAUUAAUUGAUAUAUGCAAAAUAUAUGUAUAGUGAUCAUUUUUAUUGUAUAAAAUAAUCAUGUUAUGAGUACAGAGAAUAUACAGCAUAGUUAGGGCAUUGUACAGGUAAACAGAGUUUAUAUGAAACAGUAUUCAAAAAUCUUUUAUUAAAGAAAAUGUAUAUACACAUACAUGUACAUGAAUACCUAUAUCUAAUAUUAAAUUUAUUAAUUAUAACGUGUAAAUUAUAUAACAUGGUAUGAUAAACAUUGGAAAGGAAAUACGUAAUUGUAUAAAAUAAAUAUAAUUUGUAUUAUUUCAAUGCAGAAGACUAAAUAUAUUCGCAUGUUAUAAGAAAGUUAAAAUGUCAUACAUGUGAUUCACUGUCGCAUGAAUUAUUUGUUUAACCUAUCUUUAAAUAUCAUGAAUAUACAUUAAUUAAUUUCAAUAUACAUAUGUCUAUCUAUUGUGAAAUAUAUAAAUAUUAAAUUAUAUCAGUCUGGUAAUAUGGCGUCCAGAUAAGGAAACAAUUUGGAGACUGACGGAAAUAUCUUGCCUUUUUAUCCGCUUGUUAUAUCAAGUUAGAUAAACGUUAUGAGAGAGUAUUAUAAAGAAACUAUUUGCGGACGUCAAAGGGAAAAGUUUAAGAGCACAUUUCUUAUAUACCUGUUACGAAUCUGUUUCAUGUGUCUUAAAGUUAUUCACUAUAUUUAUCAUUAGGUUAAAACCAAAGAUACACUUAAAUAGUCAAAAAUUAUGAAACGUAAACUACAAACUGCAAAGAAAAAACAUUUCUGCUUUGCUUCGUCCAGUCGCUAAUAAGAACUAUCCCAAACACUAGGGACUAAAUUAAAGUUCUAGUAUAUAAGAGUUAACCUCAUAUGUAUUUUAAAUUUCAUUAGAGCUAUACUUUCAAAUAAUAUGGGGGGUAUCGGAAAAUAAUUUCAUUGCCCUACCUAACAAAAAAUUGCAUACAUAUGUAUAUGUAUAUAAGAACUAUUAAGGAAGAAGGAGAAAUGUUCAUAUUAUCAGAAUUAAUUGUGAUAGUUAUCUAUCACAAAAUAGAGGAAACAAAUCUUUGAAAUCAAGAAUUACUCACAUACUAGCAACUGGAAAUAAAGAAUAUCCUCUUCAAUUUCAUUUACAGCAACCUCAAUAAAGUUUUAUUGCGAGUAACGUCUUUAGACACGCUUCUAUAUUGAAUGCUUCUUCGCGCCAUUUUAAUAAUAAUGAUUACUCUCGUUAUUUCCGGGUUUUUUUCAUUUUCUCAAACUUCAGUGUUACACUCAUUGAAAAUAAAUAUUUUUGGAUAUCCCUUUUUCCUCGAUAGCCUUCGUGGAUGAACAAUUUAUUCAAUGAUGUACUACAUUUUUAUAACUUUCAACAUGAUAUAUAAAUAGCAUUUAAUUACUGGAUAAUUUUGAUAUUUGUGUAUAUGACUUAUAAUAAGUACAACUAAACGUUGUACGUACCAUUGUUGAUCAAUGUGAAGUUAUUAAAUUUAUUUGUAAUACUAAUACAGUAUUAUAAAAGACUUUUGACUAUGUAAGUACUUAUACAUAUUGUCAAAGUAAAAGACCAUGUUGUAUUCUCUGGCUAUAUAGUUGCACAAAUCUUGAAAAAUACUGUACACAGAAAAAGUAACAUCGGUAAAUAUUAAACCUGGAUGUACAGGUUUUUUUUCUGAUACCCUAACUAGCUAUUCGUAUUAAAAACUUGUAAAAAAAUAAAUUAUAGAACGAGAUUUAGGGCUAGGACGAAUAUGCAGUUUCGCUUCGUAUUUUUGAAUGCGUAUUUAGAAUGUAUCUAUAAUAGAAAUGUGAACACUUUUAACAAUAUAUUUUAUGCAUAUCACAAAUGAUACAAAAAUUGUGAAGUAUUAUUUUAAAGAAAAAAAUGUAAUGUUCACAUUUCUAAUUCAAGAUCUUUAAUGUAAAAAAAUACGUGUAACUAUUACUAUAAAGUUCCUUUUCUGUAAUGUAGAAAA
Molecule: messenger RNA, 5372 nt
Organism: Hylaeus volcanicus
Lineage: Eukaryota; Metazoa; Arthropoda; Insecta; Hymenoptera; Colletidae
Gene: qtc
Product: protein quick-to-court
Exons: 8
Coding region: 1068-3029 (653 amino acids)
Source: RefSeq, a predicted model, not a curated record